AUCAAGCGGCGACGAUCAUCAGUCCUGCGAUCUUCAGUGCUCAUUCGAGGCGCGACUAUGAACGUUGGCGGCAAGGCGACUGCGGCCGCCGCGACGCUCAUGCACCACCAGGACGCGCACAUCAAGCGGCCGAUGAACGCGUUCAUGGUGUGGUCGCGCGGCCAGCGCCGCAAGAUGGCUCAGGAGAAUCCCAAAAUGCACAACUCGGAAAUUUCGAAGCGACUGGGUGCCGAGUGGAAGCUGCUCACCGAAAUGGAGAAGAGGCCUUUCAUCGACGAAGCCAAGCGACUGAGGGCGCUUCACAUGAAAGAGCACCCAGACUACAAGUACAGGCCACGACGAAAGCCGAAGACACUCGUGCAGAGGAAAGAGCCCAAGUUCGGUGCCUUCUCAAUGGACCCCUCCCAAAUCCCGCGCUCUCUCCUGCCACCGCCUCCACCGCUGCUCCACGACGGUGACCUCAAAUUCUCGAGAGCCCUCCUGCCUUCCCCCUUCUCCUACCCGCUCUACAAGCUGCAGACUGACGACGGCAAGAUGGCGGCCGACUUGGCGCUGCAGGCCAUCUACGGCAGCUCGCUCUAUUCGGCACACGCAGCCGCUGCAGCUGCAGCCGCUUCCUGGCCAGCCGCCUCCAGUCUGCUACCUUGCAGCUGUGCCCCCGACCCGCCGCCUCCGCACCCGCCCCCGUCUGCUGCAUCGCCCGAGCCCGUCAAGCGGCCCGUCACCUAUCUGCUCGGAGUAAAACCUGAAGACAGGUACUCCCAGCACGUUAUUUGAAGACCGCUCCCGGUCCUCCCCGCCAGGGGGGGUCUGGGAGCAAGCCUCUGUCCGUGGUGGCCCAGUCUGACAGCCACCCCCACCCACGCACCGCCACACACCAGCCCAUCCGCCGCCCCCGGAGGCAGCAGCUCACCACCGCCCAACCGACCUGCCUCCAACAGCAGUGGCCAAGGUCACGUCUCUGAAUAAUACCAACAUUUUUGUAAUAAACAUGUUCGAAAUUAUUCGUUCUUUAUUAUUCAUUACUUUUGGUUAUUUCUGGACUUGUUAGGUACUUGUUUUCACCUAUUAUUUUGUUUAAUUGAUCAUUAUUAUUAUAAUACACAAGUGAUAGGGUCUCUUGGAGUCUUUGGGUAAGAAGAAUUUAUAUUCAGGAUAAAUUUUCAAUGAUUGUUUUCAUAGAAUUCUGUAGGUUAUGUUGUAGUUUUUUGAGAAAUAAAAUAGUAGGCUAUCUGAUCUCUAAAGGUUCGUACAGAUAUACACCGCGCGAACAUGAGCAAUUCACUUUUAAUCAGCUGACUAUAUCUGUAUUUCUACAGAAACGGUAAGAUACAGAUAUAAAAAGCUUGGCAUCAGCUGAUUAAAAGUGAAUUGCUCAUGUUCACGGCGCGUAAAUCUGUACGCACCUUUAUACUUUCAAAUACACCUAAAAAAUACUUUUCUUUGAAGAUUAUUAUCCAUGCGACUGAUUUUCUCUCCCUCCAUCGUUUAGUUUUGACUGAAUAAAAUCAUUAUCGUCAGCCAUCUGAUAAAAAAUACUGUGGAAAUUUGAUUAUUUUUUUAUUCUCAACUGUUACUACUAAACUGAAGUAGCCUAUAUUAUUAUUUUUUUGAAAUGAAAGCGGAUUACAUAACUUUUCCCUAUAAAACAGAGUGAACAUUCUUCAUCAGAUGUUUAAUGGGAAAAAAUUGAGUACCUACCUACUUCCAAAAUGUAUAUUUAUGAAGGAUAAUUUUCAAUAUUGGGUGAAUUUAUUUCUAUCAGAUUCAUCACAGAUCCUAUUACUGUUGUUUGCUGAUAUCUGUUGACUUGAGGGAAGAAUAGUUAUUAUCCACAGUAGUCGAGGAUUAUCAAUAUAUGAGAUGAUUUCCACCUAAAACACUGAAUUAAACUUGGUUCUCAAUAGAUAUGUUACUGUUACUGUCCUACAUUUUCUCAUAAAUUUCCCUCCAAUUAUAAUUUAAGGUGUGUAAUGAUAUAAGUUGAUUGAAUCAAGUAAAUUAUUGCAUUAUUAUCAUUACUCAAUCUUGUAAGUAUAUUAUUUUGGUUACCUUGUAAAAUAUGUACAAUAUCUUGUAAAUAAAAUUAUUAAAUCAAUAUAAUUAUAAUAAUGAUUAGAAUUUAAGUAAAAAUGUAUUAUUAAUCUAGGUAAUAUAUUGCACUGAAUGUAAGUACCGUAGUUCAAAUUGAAUCAAAAUAUCAAUUACAAUAGAGGAAGUUUGUUUGAUUAUUAUAUUGUGAUAUAGAUAAGAAUGAUUGUGAAUGUCAGUUGAACAACAUGGUUGAUGAAUAAAAUGAAUAAAAAAUAUGAGGAAUGUA
Nilaparvata lugens (brown planthopper) is the source of this 2320-nucleotide messenger RNA. RefSeq names its product transcription factor SOX-21-like. The transcript is spliced from 3 exons. Gene Ontology annotation, molecular function: DNA-binding transcription factor activity, RNA polymerase II-specific; RNA polymerase II cis-regulatory region sequence-specific DNA binding. Lineage: Eukaryota; Metazoa; Arthropoda; Insecta; Hemiptera; Delphacidae. The coding region runs from base 58 to 777 and encodes 239 amino acids. The record is from RefSeq and is a predicted model, not a curated record. Gene Ontology annotation, biological process: anatomical structure morphogenesis; cell differentiation; regulation of DNA-templated transcription.